This is a messenger RNA of Syngnathoides biaculeatus (alligator pipefish), 9565 nucleotides long. It is a transcript of the gene il6st, whose product is annotated as interleukin 6 cytokine family signal transduce. Gene Ontology annotation, molecular function: cytokine receptor activity; cytokine binding. The transcript is spliced from 16 exons. The record is from RefSeq and is a predicted model, not a curated record. The coding region runs from base 191 to 2869 and encodes 892 amino acids. Gene Ontology annotation, cellular component: external side of plasma membrane; signaling receptor complex; membrane. Lineage: Eukaryota; Metazoa; Chordata; Actinopteri; Syngnathiformes; Syngnathidae. Gene Ontology annotation, biological process: cytokine-mediated signaling pathway.
UGAUGCACCGCGGCAGGUUAUGACGACAGGAGCUAGCGUCUUUGACGGGAAAUGGGUGGUCCUAACAGUCGCCAGAAGUAACCCAAACCAUGGCACGUAGACAACUCGUUUUAACAGUUACUCCACACAAAUGACGACAACGUUAGUGUAAGAUUUUACAUGGACUAAUACUGGCACCAUUUAGACCACCAUGACCAUGUUGUCGACGAGAAGGCUUCAACUGUUGAUCCUGCUAGCAUGUUUGUCUUCUGCUUCGUCUUCAGCAGAAACUGGCAGCUAUUUGGUGAUAACGCCGCAGUCUCCACUGCUCCAAAUAGGAACUAACUUCACAGCUACAUGUGUAAUCAACGGCACAACUGAAGUCACAGCAGAUGACCUAUACUGGAAUCUGUCCAAGACCGUUAUCCCGGACAAUCAGUACACUAAGCUCAACGAAUCAGCACUUAGUGUCACUAUCCCUGUGAACAAUGAAAAGCUAGAAUGGUUAUUUUGCCACUGCAAGAAACAAUCUAACUAUGUUUUCUUGAAUAAGGGCAAAUUUAUUCAUGGGAUCUCUCUAAGAAAAGCCUAUUUUCCAGAGAAACCCAAAAAUCUGACCUGUAUAGCAGUUCAGGAGAAGCUUUAUAUUUCCAAAAACCUCAAGUGCUCGUGGGAACCAGCAGAACACCACAGCAUGGAAAUUCCAACAACAUACACAUUACAUGUUGACGUUGUCAAUGACAAUCGGGCUUACAAUGUGUCAACACAAGAAAAUAGUGCUACAGUGACGAUAGAUUCUUACCCUCAUUAUAUGGAUCUGAAGGUCUGGGUAGUGGCCCACAAUAAACUGGGAACUCUGGAGUCUGACCAUAUGAAAGAAGAUGCUUCCUGGUUUGUUAAAACAAAUCCUCCAUCAGGUGUUGAAGUCUUGUCACAGGAGGAAUUUCCAAGGUCUCUUUUUAUAAACUGGACUGCUCCAAUCCCUAAACAAUACCUUGUAUUAAAUUACCAAAUCAGGUAUUGCAUAAAUGGAUCUCACCAUUGGAGUAGCGUACCCGUUGUAGAUAUUGCUGAAGACAUAAAGUCUUUCAGACUCCAAAACCUACAACCAGACAAAGUUUAUACAGUUCAAGUGCGCUGUAAAAAUUCUAAAAAGGAUCAUGGUUAUUGGAGCAACUGGAGUACCAAUGUUACCAAUAAAACACCUGAAGAGAGACCAACAAGUAAGCCGGAUUUAUGGAAGAUAAUUACAGAAGAUGAACGCAGUAAAGAGCGUCAAGUGACGUUAUUGUGCAAGAAUCCUAUGUUCUCAAAUGGAAGAAUAACAAGCUUCAAGAUAAAGAUUCAAACCCGAAAGGAAAACUUCAUGAAUGUAAAUAUGUCAUGGGAAAAUAUCCCUGUCAACUGGUCAGAGGCAGACAGCUUCCCUAGCAAGAAGCUCACUGUUUUAAAACAGAUUACCCUGUCGGACAACAACUCAGCUAGAGUUUACAUCACAGCCAUCAACUCUGUGGGGGAGUCUCCUCAGGCUUCACUUGGCAUCCCAGAGAAAGCCCAUGAGCUUUACCCAGUGGAGGAUCUUAAUGUGCUUCCACGAGAGGACCAACUUUUAGUAAAAUGGAAUCCCCCCAACAUUACAGCUGUUACAGGAUAUGUAGUGGAGUGGGUUAGUUCUAAUGGGAUAGACUGGCUGAGGGAAGACAAAGGCACCCAACAAACUUCUAUAAAAGCCAACAUAGAGAAAUUCAUUUCCUACAGCAUAUCUGUGUAUCCAAUAUACUCUGGAUGGGUUGGAAAACCAGCAAGUGUAGAAGCUUUUCUGGAGGAAGGAGUUCCUUUGGAAGGCCCUUCUGUUCGACUGAAUGGUAAACCAGGAAGAAAUAAAGCGGAGAUUGUAUGGAAUGAAGUUCCUCAAAACAAACGACAAGGCUUCAUCACAAAUUACACAAUAUUUUAUUCAAAUGGGAUUGAACAGAAUAUCACAGUACCAGCUUCCGUCACCUCAUACGUGCUAACUUCGCUGUCGGCCAACACCAAGUAUGAUGCUUGGAUUAGUGCCUCCACCAUUAGAGGCUCAACUGAUGGCACAAGGCACUCAUUUAUCACCCCGAAAUUUGCACCAGGGGAGAUGGAGAUGAUUGUUGUUGGAGUGAGUCUGACCUUUAUGUUUGUGGUUCUCGUAACCAUUUUUCUGUGCAUCUACAAAAAAGAUGUAAUCAAGAAGAAUUUUUGGCCUUGGAUCCCAAACCCCAGAAAGAGCACCAUUGGAAGCUGGUCCCCUGAUUAUCCUUUAAAACCGGAAACACCAAAGGACAGCUGUUUGUCUGGCAUCAGUGUGCUUGAUGUGGACAUAAGUGAUGGAAAAUCAGUGUCUGAGGAAGACAAACCUAGCCUGGCUCUCAAAAAGGACAAGUAUUUGUCUGAAGAGCACAGCAGUGGCAUCGGAGGCUCUUCUUGCAUGUCCUCUCCUCGUCAGAGUGUGUCUGACAGCGAUGAGGGUGCUGACAUUGCUGACACCACAGCCAGCACUGUUCAGUACUCCUCAGUGGUGGCGUCCAAUGCUUACAAAGGCCAGAGCCCGAGCAUCCAACCUCAGCAGCUUAUUUUUUCACGCUCCGAGUCCACACAGCCCCUUCUGGGCUCUGAGGAGAAUGCAGACCUUUUAGUGCAGGAAAACAGCAGAGUUUCCCAACCGUCCUCACGACUGCCUUGCUUUACGGACUCUGCAUGGAACCACAACAGUGCCAGCUUUCCUGAGGUGGAGCCUCAGGAGGUGAUGUUGCCACUGGACCUGUGCCAAUCAGGAGAUGACAAUGAACAGAGAACACAUACAGACGGUCAAUCUCUCGCCAGUUACAUGCCACAGAUUGGUGGUUAUAGGCCACAGUAAAAACUUGGGCCAGCUUGUAGUCUUUUGAUGACACAUAAUGCGCCCGUGUUAAUGUUGCAUGCCCAUUUCAAGUCCUGGAUUUCAAUGGUUACUGCAAAUACUAUGCUGUGUUUUAUUUUAGCUGCGCAGAGCAAUACUUUAAAAAAAAAUAAUGGGAACAUAUUUCAGUGAAAAUCCUUUAUGGAAUUUAAUGCAUUGAGGACAUCUUCAUGUAAGAGUGAUCAGUUGAAUCAAAUUCUUAUGUUAUGGAUUGGAUUCAGAAUUAUACACAAAUGACGCAAAAUCCAAGUUUUUAUCACAAGCAUCAGGAGGAGUGGAGGGGGUGGUGGUCCCAGGUAUUCAGACCCUUCAGUCUCCUCAUCACUUCUCAAACAGUGGAAAGAUCAACCCCCCCCCCCACCACCACCACCACCACCACCACCACCACACACACACACACACACAUACACACACACACGCACACGCACACUUAAACACACAGACCUUUGGUUGCCUGGGUCAUCCCCAAAAUAAUAAGUGUGCAGAAGGCAAUUUGCACGCCACUGCUCUGUAUAGUAAUACAAUUCUAUGAAUGGCUGCGAUGUCGUUAUAUCUCAGAGUUGUCAAAUGUUAUCGAACAUCUAUGUCAGAGGUCAGGAACCUUUUCGACUGAGAGCCAUAAAUGCCAAAUAUUUGAAAAUGUAAUUUCAAAAGAGCCAUGUAAUAUAUUAAAAACUAAAUACAGGUGUAUUUACGCAUUUAUGUAGGACGAACACUUUCAGAGUACAAUAAGUCUCUGAAUUCUUUUAAAUAACAUUGUUACGCUAUUGCUAACCAAUAAUGACAAAAGUACUUCUUACCAUUUACGCGACUUCUAGUGUUGCAUGGUUUGCUGAUGGUUUAUAGUCUGUUUUGUGUCAUUAGAUUAAGCUUCAUGCAGGCGUUGAGACUUCCAUCAGUUAAUUGUUAAUGUGGUUCAAUUUGAUCUGCCAUCAUGAUGGUUACGAUGGUGAGCAGUUCUUGCCGACAAAGGCGUGUUUGACUAUCUUGUCUUUUUGCAAAAAGUUGUCAAAAGGUUCGGCAACAUCAAGCACGAAUGGUUUGGCAUACACCCCCAUCCCUGAAUGGCUGUCCAGUCUUACCAAAAACUGUAGAACUCCUCUUUUUUUUUUUUUUUUCCUUUGAGCGAUCAUUUUACACAAUUAAUUGUUGCACCUGAUCUGCAUUCGACCCAUCUGCACACUGACUCCGACUGCAAACUACAGCAACCCCACUAGGACAAACUGUUUCUGCUCGUUUGCGUUGUCUAUGCGACAGAAAUGACAUUCUACAGUAUGUUGUGAUGAGGCCUCUGCAAGCCACAUGCAACUAUCAAAAGAGCCAGAUAUGGUUAUGUUGUUACAGAAAGGGUUCUUUUCCUUUUGGCUUGUCCCGUCAGGGGUCACCACACCGCGUCAACUUUUUCCAUUUGCACCUAUUCCCUGCAUCUUCCUCUAACACCAACUACCCUUAUGUCUUCCCUCACAACAUCCAUCAACCUUCUCUUUGGUGUUCCUCACACUCUUUUGCCCAGUAGCUCCAUCGUCAGCACCUUUCUACCAAUAUACUCACUCUAUCUUGCCUCUGGACAUGUCCAAACCAUUGAAGUUUGUCCUUUUAAACCUUGUCUCCAAAACAUCCAACUUUGGCUGUCUCUCUCAUGAGCUAAUUUCGAAUCCUAUCCAACCUGCUCAUUCCUCGAGAGAAACUCAACACCUUCAUUUCUGCCAGCUCUAGUGCCGCUUCCUGUUGUCUCUUCAGUGCCACCGUCUCUAAUCCGUACAUCAAGGCCGGCCUCACUACUGUUUUUUUGCCCUUCAUCCUAGCAGAGAUUCUUCUGUCACAUAAUGUAGCUGACCCCUUCCACCAGCUUUUCCAACCUGUUUGUACCCGUUUUUUUACACUUCCUUACCACACCCAAAGUAUUUGAAGUCGUCCACCCUCCCGAUCUCAUCUCCCUGUAGCCUCAAUCUUCCCCCUCCACCCCUAAUAUUCAUGCACGUAUAUUCUGUUUAACUUCAGCUAAUCUUCAUUCCUCUCCUUUCCAUUGCAUGCCUCCAUCUUUAUAGUUGUUCCUCCACCUGCUCCCUGCUUUAAGUGCAAAUCACAAUGUCAUCUGCGAACAUCAUGGUCCAAGGGGAUUCCAGUCUAACCUCAUCCUUCACCAUAUCCAUUGCCACAGCAAACAAGAAGGGGCUCAGAGCUGAUCCCUGAUGCAGUUCCACCUCACCACUGUUAUGCUACCCUCAUACAUGUCCUGUAUUAUCACAUAUUUCUCCGCCACACCAAACUUACGCAAGCAGUACCACAGUUCCUCCUUCUUCCUUAGUACUCUGUCAUAGCUUUCUCUAGAUCCACAGACACAAUGUAACUCCUUCUGACUUUCUCUGUACCUUUGCACUAGCAUCCUCAGGGCAAAUAAUACACCUGUAGUACUCUUUCUAGGCAUGAAACCAUACUGUUGCUCGCAGAUACUUACUUCUGUUCUGUGUCUAGCCUUCACUACUCUUUCCCAUAAUUUGUGUGGCUUGUCAACUUUAUUCUUCUAUAGUUCCGACAGCUCUGCAAAUAGUUUCGUUCUUAAAAAUGGGAACGAGCACACUUUUCCUCCAUUCUUCAAGCAUCUUCUCGCCCGCUAGUUUUCUGUUGAACAAGUUGAUCAAAAACUCCACAGCCACAUCUCCAAAUCGCUUCUCAACCUCGUCUUGUUUGUCACCAGGACUGACUGCUUUUCCAUUUUUCUUCCUCUUAAGUGCCUUUCUAACUCCCCCCCCCUUACGAAUCAUUGCCACUUCCUGGCCCAUCACAUUAGUCUCUUCUACUCUUCCCUUUUUCUCAUUUUCUCUAUUCAUCAAUUUCUCAAACUAUUCUCUCCCUCAAUUUACCACACUACUGGCACCAGUCAACACAUUUCCACCUCGAUUCUUAAUCACCCUUACCUGCCACACAUCCUUCCCAUCUCUAUCCUUCUGUCUGGACAACCUGUAGAGAUCCUUUUCUCCUUCUUUCGUGUCCAACCUGGUGUACAUGUCAUCAUAUGCCUCUUGUUUCGCCUUGGCCACCUCUACCUUUGACCUAUGUCGCAUCUCAAGGUAUUCCUUUCGCCUCUCCUCAGUCCUCUCAGUGUCCCACUUCUUCUUUGCUAUCCUCUUUCCUUGUAUGACUUCCUGUAUUUUGGGGUUUCACAACCAAGUAUCCUUCUUGCCUUUCUUACCAGAAGAAACACCAGGUACUCUCCUACCUGUCUCUGAUCACCUUGGCUGUAGUCGUCCAGUCUUCUGGGAGAUUAUCCUGUCCACUAAGAGCCUGUUCCCAGAAGUCCGCACAAUAUUCUUCAUUUCUCAGCUUCCAACACAUGGUUCUCUGCUCUACCUUUAUCUUCUUAAUCUUCCUCCCCACCACCAGAGUCAUUUUACACACCACCAUCCUAUGCUAUCAAGCUACACUCUCCCCUACCACUACCUUACAGUCAGUAACCUCCUUCAGAUUACAUCAUCUCCACAAAAUAUAAUCCACCUGCGUGCUUCUACCUCCGGUCUUGUAAGUCACCCUUUGUUCCUGCCUCUUCUGGAAAAACUGUACACUAUUGACUGUUACAUCCUUUUUGGAAAGUCCACCACCAUCUGUCCCUCAAAGUUCCUUUCCUGGAUGCCGUACUUCCCCAUCCCUUCUUCAUCGCCCCUGUUUCCUUCACCAACAUGUCCAUUACAAUCUGCACCAACCACAACUUUCUCUGUGUCUGGGAUGCUCAGAACUACUUCAUCUAGUUCCUUCCAGAAUUUCUUUCAAUUCUAGGUCACAUCCUACCUGUGGGGUAUAGCUGAUAAUCACAUUAUACAUAACACCCUCAAUUUCAAAUUUCACCCUCAUCGUGCGAUCUGAUACUCUUCACCACAGAGACAUUCUUCACCAGCUUUUCCUUUAAAAUAAUCCCUACUCCAUUUCUCUUCCCAUAUCCUCCAUGGUAAAAUAAUUUAAACCCUGCCCCUAAGCUUCACGUCUUAUUACCUUUCCACCUGCUCUCUGGCAUCCACAAUAUACAGGGAGUCCUCAGUCUACGACUAAGAUCCGUUCCUAGAGUAGCGACAUAAGUUUAAUUUCGACUCAAGUCGGAUUUCACCAUUAAAGACAGAAUUUACAUUAAAAUACUUUGUAUAAAAAAACAAAUGCAUUGAAAUAAACAGGAUGAUGUACUUCGCAUUACUGCUGAGAGGUGGAUGGAGAAGAAGAAGAAGGGGAGGCUGUGCUUAGCUUUUGCGAAGGAACCUGGUCUGCUGUCCUCUUCAUAUCGACAAGUAUCAAAGAACCUUGUUUUGUGAUAUUUGUAUCCGACUGAGGAAUAGAACCCUUCAUCACAUGCUCUAAAAUACAGUCUUCAUCUUUAAUAAUUUUCACCGCGGUCGACCGAAUGAGGCCUUAGUGGUGUUGGUGUCUCUCCUUUCUCCAAUCUUUUUAUGAUCUUGAGCUUCAUUUCCAUGGUAAUGGAUUCUCUUUUGGAUGGAGAAGCAUUGCUAAAAGUCACAGCUUCUUUGGGGCGAUGUCUAAAAAGGAGGGCAAAAAAUGCAAAGAUACUCCUGGCGCACAAACACGGACAAGCAUUAGCCAGACAAAAUGGCGGACUGGUAUGGGCGUUGUGAAGUUGAAACAUCUUAGGUCGAGACAGUCUUAACCCGAGGAUUCCCUGUAUCAACCUGUAUCUCCUAAUCAUCAUGUCAACCAACUCCUGAGCUUUUCCUGUCAUAGUCCCAACAUUCAAAGUCCCUACACUCAGUUGAAGGCUCUGUGCAUUCCUCUUCUUCUUCUGCUGACGAAUCCGCUUUCCCCUCCUCUUCUUUGUCUUCAACCCACAGUUGCUGAGUUUCCACCGACGCCCUGCAGGUUAAAAGUGCCUAACCCUGAUUUUUAAAUCUGGAAAUCCUUGACAAAUUAAACUUUCAGAGGUUGGCAGCUCAGUAUGUACCAGUACUAUCUACAAUGUCAAGGCAUGGCAUGGCCAUGAUAAGAUGACAGAAUGAUGGUCUUCUGGUGGACUUUUUCUGGAGCCCGUUUAUCAAUUAUGCACAUUCCAGGGCACACAGCACACUAUCCAGCCCAAGUGCAGAUUGAUACGCCAUGCCGGACCAACUAAAGCCCAUUAUACACAUUUAGUCCAAGCUGCACAAUGUGACCAAAAUAGCUAAAUGCCUGAUUUUUCAAAGAUUUAAUGUGUGCAGUCUGUGGCAAAUAAAAUUGCUUUCACGAUUUCAAAAAUCCCAUGUGUACCAGGCCUUAUUUGUGCUGAAGAUGUUAUGAUCCUGGCAGCACGGUGGCUCAGCUGGGAAGCGUUGGCCUCACAGUUCUGAGGUCCCAGGUUUCAUCCCAGACCCGCCUGUGUGGAUUUUGCAUGUUCUCCCUGUGCCUGUGCGGGUUUUCACUGGGCACUCCAGUUUCCUCCCACAUCCCAAAAACAUGCAACAUUAAUUGGACACUCUAAAUUGCCUUUGGGUGUGAUUGUGAGUGUGGCUGUUUGUCUCUAUGUGCCCUGUUAUUGGCUGACAACCACACAAUGGUGUACCCUGCCUCCUGCCCGUUGACUGCUGGGAUAGGCUCCAGCAGUCCCGCAACCCUUGUGAGGAUAAACCGUCUAAGAAGAUGGAUGGAUUUUAUGAUACUGAUUACAUUAGCACUGUAAAAAAACAAACACCAAACCAGAUCGUAAUCUACAAGGAUGCGGAGAGAAAGAUGGCCUGUUGCCAUUCCUCUAAUAGAUGUUCUGCAAAUUAUUUUUCCUUUCCACUCACUGUUGCUCCCAUUUCCACGUAUCUAAAAUUGAUUCACAAAUAAUAUUCACUUCCAGACACAACAGGAUAAUCUCCCUGAAGAAUGACUGACUUUUACACUAUGAUGAUGAUUGUAUGUUCACUUUUUUUCUUUUUUCGCCAGUAGUCUAUAAAGUCUAAUGAUUUUGCUUUUUAAUUACAACUAGGACUUGCUUUUCCACACAAUGGCAAAUUACAUUUCCAUGACUUUGUAGGAGUCACUGAGUGCUUUAUCCGCUUGACUACUGUGCUGGCAAAGUGAGUGUGAAUAGUUGUCUGUCACUUUAUGUGCCCAAUCAUAGAAUGACGACCAGUCCAGGGUGUAUGUAUUUUGUCUUUUUCCCCACUCAGCUGUGAUGUAUCGAAGGACUUGGUGUUACAAGUAUACUGGAAAUACACAUUGGAUUUCGAAGUGUCAUUGAGCAUGGCAGCGGUCUAUACCAAUUGGGAAAGUAACAGGUAUUUUACACUAAGCAUUUUUUGCAAUUAGCCUGAUUUGUGUUAUGAUGUUUUUGUAAAAUUGGUCACAGUCUUUAUCUGAAUAAUAAAUUGUUUUCAUUGUACGUAACUAUCUCAAACUAACACAAAUUAAUCAUCAUUAUCUAAAUGUUUUUGAGUGCCUUUCACAAUGAAAAUAAAAAUAUAUUACACUAUUUUCACCAGAUGUGGCAGAAAUACUCACACUUCAGUAGAAGUACUUGGAAGGGAAAAAAAAAAGACUGCUAAAACAAGAUGUAACCUACCAAUUCAAUUCCUUUACCUAAACGGGAAAUAAACAGUUUUCAAACUGCAAUAUUUCAAUGAAGCUCUACCUUCAAUGUUCCCAAUUUGGUGUAUUUUCUGAAUGUACAAUCGAUGAAAAAUAAAAAAGGUGAUCAAC